Molecule: messenger RNA, 2935 nt
Organism: Vespa crabro (European hornet)
Lineage: Eukaryota; Metazoa; Arthropoda; Insecta; Hymenoptera; Vespidae
Product: transmembrane protein 223
Exons: 6
Coding region: 159-782 (207 amino acids)
Cellular component (GO): mitochondrion
Source: RefSeq, a predicted model, not a curated record
UUAUAAUAAAACUGGAAUGAAAUAAUAUUUAAUUGUGCUUUUUAAUUACUUUAAUUACACAUUGUGUGUGUGUUGUGUAUAUAUGAUAUAUAUAUAUAUAUAUAUGAGAAUUAUACAUAACAUAUAUAUGGGAUUGUGCACCGAUACUACGUAGAACAAUGUUAUUAUUUACCAAAAGUAAUUCAAUUACUAAAUUAUUGAUAAAUUCAUUAAAAUCAUCUCAUAUACUUUCACAAAAACGCAUGGUGUAUAAAUCUAGUUUAUUAUUACGUAAAAUAUUUGAGAAAUCAAGAAUAAAUAAUGUAAAAGGACAAUUAUGGACAUCAAAUUUAAUAAUACGACAUAACCAAACACAAUCAUGGGAUAUAAAGACUAAUCUAGCAAAUAAUGUUAUUUUGUAUAAGAAUGAAAGAGGCAAAUAUAUGUUCGUUCACAUAUUUGGUCUAUGUAACAUAUUUGCUUGGUUAUAUUUAUUUUAUUAUUGGUAUGGAGAUUUAUAUCGUAAUUUAAAGACUAUACCGUUUAAACAAUUUUUGGGGGAUAAUUAUCCUAUUCUUUCAAUUUUCUUUUUAACGACAUUCUCAGGACCACUUUUCUAUGGAUUAGCAUGGUUUUUUAGUUCACGUAUGGUCAAGUAUAUAAUCUUACAUAAAGGAGGCAAACAUAUUAGCUUUAUUACUAAUCAUCUACUAAAAAGCAGAAAUACUAUAACUGUUCCUAUAGAAAAGGCACAUUUUGACUUUACACCACUAAGGGAAUUUGCCAAAGACCAAAACAAAUAAUAGUCUGACAGUGCAAGGUCAGGGUGCAAAUACAGUGGAUUCAUUGAAAUUCUCCAGCCAAGUUCUCUCAAUUUUUUAUGGAUCACCAAUGAUAGAUCAUGUGUGUGAUCUAUCAUUGUCGUGAUGGAAGAUAAUAUCUUUCCUAUUGAUCAAUUUUAGUCGUUUUAUCUCGAUUGCUUGGCAUGAUCUAUUAUUAACAAUAGAGAUUAGAAUCAAUAGUUUGGCCUGGCUGUGCCACCACCUGCGGAGCUUCACUUUCCUUCAACCAUGAUUUUUUUCGUACAUUAUUAUCGUACGUGAUCCAUUUUUCCUCGUCCGUAACAAGCUGAUUCAAAAAUGGUCCGGUUUUAAUAACGAUUCUCAGAUGUUAAUUCGAUCCAUUAAAUUUUUCAUUGUUAAAUCAUAUGGCCGUCUUCUUCGAAUGAUUUAAAACUGUUUUGUGGUCAAUGUUUAGUUGUUUAUCGACAUUAGAACUGUUAAUGUGCCGGUCUUACUCAAUUUUUUUCAUGAUUUCAUAGACUUUUUCAAUCAUUGGCCGACCAAAGCGAGGUACAUCACUUAUAUCAAAAUUUCUAAAUUGAAAACUCUUGAACCAGCUUUGUACCAGUCAUACUGAUACUGCAUCAAGUUCAUAAACAUCAAAAAUUUUUUUAGCAUCCUAAAUUGUAUUCUUUCUUUUUUUGUAAUAAAAUUUCAAAAUUUAUUGAAUUUCUUCUUUGCUUCCACUUAUUUUCAAAACGUAAUAAAUUUAAAAUAAAUAAAUGAAUAUAUUAUAAUCUUUCUAAAAAUACUUAAUGAUGUCACCUUGCAACACAUAUAUUGAUAAUUGCAAAUACAUAUAAUUAUCAAAUUUGAUUAAUAUCAUCAGUUAUACGAUCGUAAUAUCAUAUACCGGGAGAAUACGAAGAAACUUAUUUCCCUAAUAAUAAUACAUUAAGGCUGUUCAUUACACUUGUUUUUUUUUAAUGGCUUACGUUAUCAAUGAGAACAGGCGUAAUUCUUAACCGAUUUUAAUGAAUAAGGUUUCAUUUUUAAGAGGAAGGUUUAAUCUGUUUGAAUUGUUCUUGCGGAGUUUUGGAAAAGAUAUAUUUUCUUUGAAAAAAAUCAUGUUAAAAAAUGGUAUUUUUUGAGAAUAGUUUAUAUACAAAUAAAAAUUGAAAUUCUCCAUCAAAAUUGGUCAAAAAUUACUUCUGUUCAUUGAUGACGUAAAUGCUGUUUUUGACAUUUUUCGUGAAGAAAAAGUUUAGUACUACGGCGCUCCUUGAAAUAUGUGGCGAAAAAGAAGAAGCUCGUACAUCCACUACUGAUUUUCAUAUCACGCUUGAAUGGUGUAUGUUCCAUGAAGUAGCGAUUACCUGUUUGGUUGUAUGUGUAAAUAGAUUUUUUGAACAUUUCCAAACGCAAAGAAAUGAGUUUCUCGAUGCUCGCACGGAAAAGUUACGGUAACUUACUCGAUCAUUUUAAUAAGCUUUGAUCAGAUAAUUCUAUGGUCAAAAUAAAGAAAUACAUGUCCAAUGACAUGUAUUGUCAAGUUUAUGACAUGUUUAUAUCAAGGGAUCUGAGUUUCUAAAACAUUGUUAAAUUUUGAAAAAUUUGUAGUUUCUUUUAAAUUUUAUAGAUUAAAAAGAGAGAAAUUGUAUAAGCAAUGUGUAGCACAUUGGCAAGCGUAUAGGAUUCGUAAUUAAGGAAUUUGAUGGCUGACGUGAAUUUCGCAAUGAUCUGUGCUAGAUAGGACACAACACAGUAUAAUUUUGUUUGAUGACAAAUGCAUACAAAAUAUAUACAUUUGUUGAUUAUUUUUUCAAAAUUAAUAAUCUACCAAACUACUUACUCUAACCUACACGAAACCAGUUGUUAUUGUGCGUAAAAGAGAAAUAACUCAUAAACUUAUACACCGAUACAAUAGACGCACGGUGGGAACAGCAUUCUCCGUUUGUAUUCGUAAUUCAUAUUUUCUCCAUACCUAUCGUUGAAGUCAUACACGCUUUGAACAAAAGCUUUAUAAAAGACUUCAGGUGCUGAUCCAACUUGUUUUUGCCAAUAACGUGUCCAGUAGAGAUCUUCUGGAUUUAUAUCAUGUGGAUGAUUAGCAUUUCUGAAUACAUGUACACAAUAUACAAGGCUUCCUAUCAAUGUUAAGAAUCCAAAAACAA